AUGACCGGCUCUCUCUCCCUCUUCUCCAUCAAUGCGGUCCUUGUAAUGUCCGCCGACGAUGGCUCCCGCAUCUACGCAAAGUACUUCUCGGCACCUCACCCCCCCGCCGGCGCUGCACCGAACUCAACUGACUACCCCGGUGCCAACCCCUACCCCACCGUGAAGGAGCAGCGUGCCUUCGAGAAGGGCCUCCUUGAGAAGACAAACAAGUCCGCAAGUGAUGUCAUCCUUUACGAUAACCGCAUCGUGGUCUUCAAGAUGGAGAGCGACGUCAUGAUUUACGUUGUUGGAAGCGCCGACGAGAACGAGGUUCUGCUGUAUAAUGUUGUGCUGUCACUACGGGACGCUCUGGGAAUCUUAUUCAAGGGUGCAACCGACAAGCGCACUAUCGUCGAGAACUACGACCUCGUCUCCCUGACCAUUGACGAGACCAUUGACGACGGAAUCAUCCUCGAGACAGACCCCGUUAUGAUUGCUUCGCGUGUCAGCCGCGCACCGGCUGCAGAUGCACCCAACAUGAAGAAUAUCGAUCUCACGGAACAGGGUCUAAUGAACGCCUGGGAGUUCGGCAAGCGGCGUCUUGCAGAGGGAUUGCGACAGAUGUAAAUGGGACAUCAAAUUUUGUCUUGCGUUGGAGGGUUAUGAAUGUGUUUACG
Messenger RNA from Penicillium hordei, 656 nucleotides. Its product is annotated as coatomer subunit zeta. Bases 1 to 606 code for a protein of 201 amino acids. Gene Ontology annotation, cellular component: COPI vesicle coat. NCBI's taxonomy places the organism in Eukaryota, Fungi, Ascomycota, Eurotiomycetes, Eurotiales, Aspergillaceae. The transcript is spliced from 2 exons. The record is from RefSeq and is a predicted model, not a curated record. Gene Ontology annotation, biological process: intra-Golgi vesicle-mediated transport; retrograde vesicle-mediated transport, Golgi to endoplasmic reticulum; intracellular protein transport.